AUGAGAACGUCAGUGUAUACACAGACUGUGAAGGAGACUGGGCUGUCCAAAGCCUCAGAACCAGCUUUACACAACUGUAGUAGUGAUGAUGAUGUGCUUAACACGUUGAAGUCAGACGGAUCCUAUAAUAAUAUGGACAUUGUGUUGCGUAGUCACGUAAGUGCAAUGUGUAGUGAAGACGGUGUGUUGUGCACUCCCAGCAUUAGAAAAACCUGUAGUGAUAGUACGUUGCUUUCAUCGAGAGCAAACACAGACUACGAGUGUGAAGCCAGUGGAACAUUCCCUUACUGUUCAAAUGCAUGUGAAGUAGAACAAAACCCCAAACUAGUGAAACAACCCAGCACUGUCAAUUUCCAUGAUGUGUACGAGGCUACGGAACAAAAACUGGGUGAAGGUUCUUAUGGAUCUGUUUUUACCUACAAAAACCGGGAGUCGGGGGCAGAAUGUGCCGUAAAAAUCAUUGAAGAUUGUGAUGAUGCUAGCCGUCGGAGAGUGUUGAGAGAGGUUGGGUUUUGCCAGCGGUAUAGCGAAUGUGACAACAUCAUCAAACUCGUGGAUGUCUUUGAGAACGGAGAUACUUUUUUCCUAAUAUUUGACAAAAUAGCCGGAGGCGAGCUUACCCGGAUUUUGGCAUCACGUGAGUGUUUGAGCGAAACCGAGGCAUCGCGCGUGACCGGCGCUAUUGCCCGUGCGCUCCUCGCUCUCCACAACGACGGAGUGGCACAUAGAGAUGUUAAACCAGAGAACAUCCUUUGUCACAUAGAAGGGGAGGUCACCCCACUGGUUCUUUGUGAUCUUGGUUUAGCGAGUCACCUCCCAUCUCCAAAUGAUCCCUUGACGGAAGGGGACUCAACGAAGCCUGCUGUGGUGGUAUCCGGCGGCGGUUCGCCAGACUAUAUAGCGCCGGAGAUUAUCUCUGUGAUGUGCGGGCAGUCGACCACACCCUACGACACACACUGUGACCUCUGGAGUCUCGGGGUGCUGCUCUAUGAGAUGCUCUUCGGAGUUAUGCCCUUCAGCCACGGUUGUGAGCAGCACACCGGCUCUAUAGAGCUGGAGUGUGAGGACUGCGAGGUCGUCUUGUACAAGGACAUCCUCCAAGGGAACUACCACUUUCCCAAAGACGUCGUCGAGUUGUGCUCAGACAGUGCAGUGGACUUGAUCCAACGACUUCUGGUCGUUGACCCCCAGGCCCGCUACUCGGCCGCCCAAGUUCUCCAGCAUCCUUUCGUGGCCGCUUACGCUAGUGAUGUUCUGGUCACUGAACUGUGAUUGAAAUGGGUACAUAAUUAAAUUAUUUAUUAUCUGACAUGACGAUCUCAUGCAUGUAACUGGACUUGUGUCUAGAACAAUGGGAAGUCCCACUCUGUGUUUUCGCCCAAAUUUGGGACUGGGAGCCUAUACGGACAUAAACACUGGAUCUUAUGUAGCUUAUUGAAAUGGUUUCAAGGAGUGGCGGGUUCGUUUAGUUAUGGCUGGCUUUUUACUUAACUGACCGGGUAUUUGCAGUUCCGGAAAGUUUUGUCACGACCGACCAACGCCUAGCAGUGUUUUCGUCGCUUUCUCGCUCCUACUCUUGCGAAGAUUCAGAACUGUCUCUGUCUCACCCACAGACAUACUGGUGGCGGUAGUUGAAGCUCACGCCACAGCACAUUAGUGUGCUUCCACCCCCCCCCACACACACACAAUUUUGUUUACCUCAUACAUAGUACAUGUAUAGUAACACCCUUACAACAUUACAAAUGCAAAGUGUAUAGAUCUAUAAUAAUCUAUGACUAUGACAUCACGUAGCGUCCGGCAUGUCAUGAUAACGGACUAUCGAAUCGAUGAUGGAGAAGACAAUAGUUACCACAAGAAUGAGACUCACGAGUCUUUUAAUUAUAAUAAAUCAAUUCAGAUCUUUAAA
Aplysia californica (California sea hare) is the source of this 1906-nucleotide messenger RNA. RefSeq names its product MAP kinase-interacting serine/threonine-protein kinase 1-like. Gene Ontology annotation, biological process: intracellular signal transduction; protein autophosphorylation; peptidyl-serine phosphorylation. The transcript has a single exon. Gene Ontology annotation, molecular function: calmodulin binding; calcium-dependent protein serine/threonine kinase activity; calcium/calmodulin-dependent protein kinase activity. The record is from RefSeq and is a predicted model, not a curated record. Gene Ontology annotation, cellular component: nucleus; cytoplasm. The coding region runs from base 1 to 1272 and encodes 423 amino acids. NCBI's taxonomy places the organism in Eukaryota, Metazoa, Mollusca, Gastropoda, Aplysiida, Aplysiidae.